Messenger RNA from Bipolaris oryzae ATCC 44560, 1395 nucleotides. RefSeq lists its product as uncharacterized. Gene Ontology annotation, molecular function: iron ion binding; monooxygenase activity; heme binding. The transcript is spliced from 7 exons. The coding region runs from base 1 to 1395 and encodes 464 amino acids. The record is from RefSeq and is a predicted model, not a curated record. NCBI's taxonomy places the organism in Eukaryota, Fungi, Ascomycota, Dothideomycetes, Pleosporales, Pleosporaceae.
AUGGUAACAGCAGCGGUGGCAUUUUCGCCAGGCAUCCUGUAUUUCUUUGUCCUUGAUCACCGUGUGGCUACGAAUGCGACUUGGUACGCUCUUACUGAGGAUGCUUUGAAGAAUCCGUUUAAAGCGAGGGAGCAGUGGGUUGGGAGUGUUAAGAAGAUUCUCUAUGGGGGAAUGGAAAAAACUAAAGGUGCUAUUGCAGUGGUUUCUCCGACAGAGUCUUUGGUUUUUCUGCCAAACUCGUUUGCGGACGAGAUACGGAAUAUGAAGGAGCUUCACUUUGGCAGACAUUUGAUACAAAACGCGUUGGGUCAUUAUCAGGGAUUGGCUCCGUUUUUGGUGGUUGACCAACACGACAUUACUCAAGAAGUCGUCCGGCUUAAUCUUACCCGAUCUUUGAAUAUUUACAUGAACACUGAAGUCGAAGCCGUUCUCAUGAACAUGCUAGGCAAUGUUCAAGACUGGAAAACCAUAAAUCCUACACCCCUCAUCCACCGCUUAGUCGCCCGCAUCUCUUCCCGCGUCUUCCUUGGCUCGGAACUCUCAGACAAUGCCGAAUGGAUCGGCAUAGACAUAACCUACACUGAAAACUCCAUGAGGGCAAUCUACAAACUCCGUAGCUUACAUCCAAUCUUCCGACCCAUUGCGCAAUGGUGGAUGCCCGCCCUUCGCAUAUGCAGACAGCAAGUCGCCAAGUCCCGCGAAAUCGUCAAUUCACUCGCCAGGGCGAAGAAGAUGACGAUUGAUUUUGCCGAGCUACAGCUCUUCCUCCCGUUCGCGACUGUGCAUACUACGAUGGAAAUGAUAUUCGGGUUAAUGUGCAACCUGAUCGAGAAUGCGCACUGGAUACCACAAAUCAAGGAAGAAAUAAUGUCAACGCUCUCGGAAUGCGACUGGAAAAAGACGUCGUUGGCUUCGAUGAAGCUCCUCGAUAGCGCGAUGAAAGAAUUGCAGCGCUUGUAUAAGUUGACUGAUGUCGGAAUGCAACGCGUAGUCCUGUCCAACACAACCCUCUCUAACGGCACCAUCAUCCCCAAAGGCUACAAACUCGCCGUCGAACACCGCUUCUCAGACCCGACUCUCUACCCCAACAGCAAGUUAUUUGAAGCAGAUUGGUUUCUCAAGCUGCGCGAUAGUGAUCAGACUCGGUGGCAAUUUGUUACAAGAUCGCCUGAGCAUCUGGGAUUUGGUUACGGAAAGCAUACAUGCCCUGGUCGCUUUUUCGCUAGCAAUGAGAUUAAGAUUAUUGUAGUUUACUUGCUUGUUAAGUACGAUUGGGGGUUUCUGGAGGAAGGCCAGUUACCGACGCCUUUUGCUGGGGUGGAGUAUAUUUUCAAUGAUAAGCAAAAGGUUGUGGUGAAGAGUAGGCGGGAGGAAAUUGAUCUGGGUUGCCUUUAA